Molecule: messenger RNA, 762 nt
Organism: Olea europaea var. sylvestris
Lineage: Eukaryota; Viridiplantae; Streptophyta; Magnoliopsida; Lamiales; Oleaceae
Exons: 1
Coding region: 1-762 (253 amino acids)
Source: RefSeq, a predicted model, not a curated record
AUGGGAGACAAAUCACAAACCUUCAAGAAUCUCAACCCACCACCCGAUAUACCACCUUUACCUGGUGGAUUUCAACCCCAAACAACCAAAAAUCAUCCAGGUCUUGAACCCAUAACAGUUUUGGAGGCAAUACAAUCUGAUUUGUGUGAAAAUAUUGAUGACACGAAUCCCAAUGUUGCCAAAACUCCAUUACCUACUGGCACUAGCUCACAUGCUCAGACCCAGCCAUCUGUUCCUCCAGUUGCUCCUCCCUCUGCUACAGCCUUACCAGUUAUCAAUGUUGUAGAUCCAGUUACAUCUACCACUCCUUCAGCUCCUGCUCUGGCUAUCAGUCCACCUAUCACUCCAUUUUAUGAUCCUAUGUUGGAUGAGAUGUUGAAGAGGCCACAGACACAGAAUUCUAUAGCAGACACAGUCAGCAGAGCUUCUUACAUUCCAGGCCCGACACCGGGUAGGGCUCCGACACCUAUUUCCACUUCUUCUCCUCCUGUUUGUCAUCAGAAUGUGGAGGCAUCUAUUCCAUCUUUGCAGUCAGCGCAUUCAGAUACAGAGGGCUCACCUCAGAUUGAGGUUCACCAGCAGGGACCUUUUCGAAGAUCUUCUUCUGAUGACUUGGUGGGUUUGGAUGAGAGGACAGAGGAAGAUGGAUUUAUCCCAGUUGUUCGGAAGAGACACCCACAGGCUACUGAUACUCCACAUCCGAGCAGAAGGAUCACUCGGAGUCAGUCACAUGAUACCUCCUCACAUUCUCCUUCCCUAUGA